AUGGGUUGCUCCACUAGAUUGUGUUGUCUCUUAUUGUUGCUUGUGGCAUGUGCUAGUGGAGAGGACCCUUAUAGGUUCUACACUUGGAAUGUUACAUAUGGAGACAUUUUUCCACUUGGUGUUAAACAACAGGGGAUUUUGAUAAAUGGGCAAUUUCCAGGGCCUCAGAUCGAGUCCGUGACCAAUGAUAACUUGAUUAUCAAUGUUUUCAACAGUUUGAAUGAACCUUUUCUCAUAUCUUGGAAUGGAGUGCUGCAGAGGAGGAAUUCAUGGCAGGAUGGAGUGUAUGGUACCAAUUGUCCAAUCCAACCAGGGCAGAACUUCACUUUUGUUCUUCAAGUAAAAGAUCAGAUAGGUAGCUACUUCUACUAUCCUUCCCUUGCAUUCCACAAGGCAGCAGGAGGUUAUGGUGGUUUCAAAAUUUCUAGUCGCCCCGGCAUUCCUGUACCUUUUCCUCCUCCAUCAGGAGAUUUCACCAUAUUGGCUGGAGACUGGUACAAGAGAAAUCACACAGAUUUGAGGGCCAUUUUAGAUGGUGGAAGUGACCUUCCCUUCCCUGAUGGACUUAUCAUCAAUGGUCAUGGUUCCAAUGCCUACACAUUCACUGUUGAUCAAGGAAAGACAUACAGAUUCCGGAUAUCCAAUGUGGGCCUCACCACUUCCAUCAAUUUCAGAAUCCAAGGGCAUAAAAUGACAAUUGUUGAGGUGGAAGGAACCCACACACUCCAAAACACUUACGACUCACUUGACAUUCAUCUGGGCCAGACUUAUUCUGUAUUGGUUACUGCUGAUCAACCCCCCCAAGACUACUACAUGGUUGUCACAACACGAUUCACCACCCAAGUGUUGAAUGCUACCUCCAUUCUUCGUUAUAGUAACUCUGCAAGAAGUGUUUCUGGCCCUUUCCCUGGAGGGCCAACUAUUCAAAUUGAUUGGUCUAUUAACCAAGCUCGCUCUCUUAGGAGGAACCUGACAGCAAGUGGGCCAAGACCUAAUCCACAAGGGUCUUACCAUUAUGGUCUAAUAAACACAACACGUACAAUUAGACUUCAAAAUUCUGCUCCAGUUAUCACUGGGAAACAAAGAUAUGCUAUCAAUAGUGUGUCCUUUAUCCCUGCUGAUACACCACUUAAACUUGCUGAUUACUUCAAGAUCCAAGGGGUGUUCUCCCUUGGAAGUAUCUCUGACAAUCCCACUGGUGGUGGUGGUUACCUUCAGACUUCUGUAAUGGAAGCUGAUUUUCGAGGCUAUGUGGAGAUUGUGUUUGAGAAUCCUGAAGAUACUGUGCAAUCAUGGCACAUUGAUGGCCACAGCUUCUUUGUAGUAGGAAUGGAUGGAGGACAAUGGUCAGCUGCAAGCAGGCUAAGUUACAAUUUAAGAGAUACAAUUUCUCGUUGCACAGUUCAGGUGUAUCCCAAGUCAUGGACUGCACUUUACAUGCCUUUGGACAAUGUGGGAAUGUGGAAUGUGAGGUCUGAGAAUUGGGCUCGUCAGUAUUUGGGCCAACAAUUUUAUAUAAGAGUGUAUUCUCCAGCAAAUUCAUGGAGAGAUGAGUACCCAAUUCCAAGUAAUGCUCUACUGUGUGGCAAGGCAAUUGGCCACCACACUCGUUCUUUAUGA
Abrus precatorius (Indian licorice) is the source of this 1620-nucleotide messenger RNA. RefSeq names its product L-ascorbate oxidase homolog. The record is from RefSeq and is a predicted model, not a curated record. The transcript is spliced from 8 exons. Gene Ontology annotation, molecular function: copper ion binding; oxidoreductase activity. NCBI's taxonomy places the organism in Eukaryota, Viridiplantae, Streptophyta, Magnoliopsida, Fabales, Fabaceae. The coding region runs from base 1 to 1620 and encodes 539 amino acids.